AUGGCUGCCCCUACCAAGGCCCAGUUCAAAGCAGGUCACAUUACCAUCGCUGGAGAGCUUCAUGCCCCAUCUGAGGGAUCGCCUGACCGCAAAGGCGCUGCAGUCGUUGUGAGCCACCCCAUGACCGGCGUAAAAGAGCAGACUUCUUCCGACUAUGCUCGUUCGCUCUCUAAAGCAGGCUUCUAUGCUCUGACCUUUGAUGCCGGUUAUCAAGGCGAGAGUUCCGGGGAACCCCGUGGUCUCGAGGACCCUAGUCAGAGAGUUGAGGACAUCAAGUCUGCCGUCAGCUAUCUUGUCAGCAUCACCGACAAGAUAAACCCCGAAAAAAUCGGUGUUCUGGGAAUCUGUGCCUCUGGCGGCUAUGUCUCGGCCGCAGCACAAUCCGAUCUUCGAAUCCGGGCCCUCGCUACAGUCAGCGCCGCCUGCGUUGGUGCCCUCACACGCAACGGCGGUAUCUACGGGCACUUGAAGGAAAACCCGGCCGCCAUUGAAGGGGCUUUGAAAGCUGCGGCGGAGUGGCGUAACGCGGAAGCUACUUCUGGUGUUGUUUCAGAUGCUCCGGUCAUGUUCGACAGCGACCCGAGCAAGUGGACAGAAGACAGCGAUGCCUUCUUCAGAGGAGCGGCUGGGUAUUAUGGUACUUCGCGAGGAAAUCACCCACGAUGCACGCGAAAGGUGCCGCCUCACAGUUACGACAAGAUGGUUACCUAUGACUCGUUCCGCUUCCAGUACCUCAUCUCCCCCCGACCUCUACUGAUGAUCGCCGGGAGUGAGGCCGAGUCGCUGCAUUUUAGCCAGACUGCCGUCGCUCAGGCGAAGGAACCGAAGGAAGUCUUUGUUAUCCAGGGGAAGAACCACUUUGAUCUGUACGAUGACUUGACUGUGUCUGGGCCAAAGCUUGUAGAGUUCUUUGGGAAGCACUUGAACUAA
This is a messenger RNA of Clonostachys byssicola, 930 nucleotides long. The record is from the annotation of a GenBank genome assembly. Lineage: Eukaryota; Fungi; Ascomycota; Sordariomycetes; Hypocreales; Bionectriaceae.